Messenger RNA from Cavia porcellus (domestic guinea pig), 2729 nucleotides. RefSeq names its product INSM transcriptional repressor 2 (gene Insm2). Gene Ontology annotation, molecular function: DNA-binding transcription repressor activity, RNA polymerase II-specific; RNA polymerase II cis-regulatory region sequence-specific DNA binding. Gene Ontology annotation, biological process: negative regulation of transcription by RNA polymerase II; regulation of cell cycle process; neuron differentiation. Gene Ontology annotation, cellular component: transcription repressor complex; nucleus. The coding region runs from base 1 to 1665 and encodes 554 amino acids. Lineage: Eukaryota; Metazoa; Chordata; Mammalia; Rodentia; Caviidae. The record is from RefSeq and is a predicted model, not a curated record. The transcript has a single exon.
AUGCCGAGGGGCUUCCUGGUGAAGCGAACUAAACGGACGGGCGGCUCUUACCGAGUGCGCCACGCCGAGCGGGUCCUACCUCCACUGGGGCCCCAGGUGGCGCCUCCCGCUCCCGCCGAGGUUCCCAGCGCCUCCCUGCCGGGUGCAGAGCGCGCGAAUCCCCACGCCGAGGGGCGGACGGCGGAGACAGCUCAGGAACUGUCUGGAUUGCCCUGUCGGGCUGCGGGGGUGAGCCCGGGGGCGGGCGGGCGGGAAGGCCUGGAGUGGAGGGCCGAGAACUCGGAGGGCCCGGGGCCCAGCCGCAGCCCCACGAAGCCUGCGGGGGCUGAGCUCCGCCGCGCGUUCCUGGAGCGCUGCCUCAGCUCGCCGGCGUCCGCGGAGUCCUUUCCCGGGGGCACCGCCGCCCUGGCCACCUUCUGCUCGGGGGCGCCGGCCGCGGCGCCUUCCCCAGCGGAGUCAUUCCUGCUGCCGCUCCGGGCGCCAUUCCCGGAGCCCGCGCUCCAGCCGGAGCCCGCACUCCUCCCGGCCGCCUUGCACGGCUUAAAGCGGGCGGCGGCCGGCGAGCGCCGCGUCAAGCUGCCUGCGGGCUGCCCGCCUGGACCAGCGGCUGCGGGCAUCAAGAAGCCAAAGGCCAUGAGGAAGCUGAGCUUUGCCGACGAGGUGACCACGUCCCCGGUCCUGGGCCUGAAGAUCAAGGAGGAGGAGCCGGGGGCGCCGUCCCGGGCCCUGGCGGGCAGCCGCACGCCGCUGGGGGAGUUCAUCUGCCAGCUGUGCAAGGAGCAGUACGCGGACCCCUUUGCGCUCGCCCAGCACCGCUGCUCCCGCAUCGUGCGCGUCGAGUACCGCUGCCCCGAGUGCGACAAGGUCUUCAGCUGCCCAGCGAACCUCGCCUCCCAUCGCCGCUGGCACAAGCCACGUCCGCAAGCUGCAAGUACAGUCUCCUCCGCCGACGGGAAGCCGCCCCCGUCGUCUUCGUCCUCCCCAGAUUCUGGCUCCAUGGCGCCUUUCCUGGCCGAAGGAAAGGAGAAUAGCCGGGCCGAGCGGACUGAGGAUCAGCACUUGCAGGCGAAGGACAGCUCCAGGGAGGAUCAGCACCAGGACAGCGACCCACGCCUAGGCCUCUCGGGGCUACCAGCCUUAGAGCAGCUAUCCGUGCCUCCGGCUCCUUUCACCGAGGGAGUGUUGGGGCGUCGGGUGCCUGGGGCAGGUAGUGCCAGUGGUGGCGGGGGAUCCGAAAUCUUCGUGUGCCCGUAUUGCCACAAAAAGUUCCGUCGCCAAGCCUACCUGCGCAAACACCUGGGCACUCAUGAGGCAGGUUCGGCUCGCGCACUGGGCCCCGGCUUUGGCUCUGACCGCAGGGCCCCACUCGCCUUCGCCUGCCCCUUGUGUGGGGCGCACUUCCCGUCCGCAGAUAUCAGAGAGAAGCACCGGCUGUGGCACGCUGUCCGCGAGGAGCUGCUUCUGCCUGCUCUGUCUGGGGCUCCUCCCGAAGCCCCGGGCCCUGGAGGGGCAUCUGACGGAAGUGCGCAGCAAAUUUUCUCCUGCAAGCACUGCCCGUCCACUUUUUUUAGUUCCCCGGGACUGACCCGGCACAUCAAUAAGUGCCACCCCUCAGAAAACCGCCAAGUAUUGUUGCUGCAGAUGCCAUUGCGGCCUGGCUGCUGAGGUGCAAGAAACCAGGACGCUGUCAAGGCUGGCCUCGGAGAAAACGAAUCAUGGGAACUUCUAUGGGGCUUUGUUCAACUUGCAAGUUUUACUUUUUCUUUGCCAUGUUUUCCCCUCCUAAAACUCUCCUAAUAGUCAGUGUCCCACCAGGGGAGACCAGGUACGUAUAUGCCAUAACCAUUCAUGGUCGAAGACUCUCAGCUGUAAAACCCCUUUCACUUUCCCCACUAAAAUAGGAUUUCCCCCCUCAAAACUCUGGAGACCCUAACGAAUCCUAUAUGAUUUGUAAUUCCUAUGGAAAGUCACAGUGAAUGCGUGCAUGUCUCAGUGUCUACAAAGGUUCUGGCUACCAAAAGUGGUAGUCACAUUUUGUUGUUUUCUCUUGCCAUCACAGGCGCCUAUGUAGUUUCUGUCUCAAUAGGGUCAGAUAUCUUGCAUUGUAUAUUCUGUGAAUUUAAAGUUAUGUGGUUGGUGCCAAACUUACAGGGGGGAAAAGACUCAAGUCCUGUGUCCAUGGGCAGGGAAUUUAAAAAGAUGUUUGCUAUUCUUGAGGGUAUGAGAAUUUUCCCUCAAACAUUUUAAUGAAAUGUUAUAGUCGAUUCUUACAUUAGUUUUUGGACAGGGAGGGUGUUAUUUUACUGGAAGGAGCCACCCUCCAAAGUCUUACCUUUGGCUAUUUUGUGUGCAGUAUUCAGGAAGAGCUACUUUAAAUCUGUUUACAUAGCUUUUUAGAAAUACUAAUUUUUUUCCUUAAAUCUGUUUUAAAGGUUUCACCCCGUAUUAUUUAAUGUUUGUUGUAAAUCUCAUACUGUGUAUUAUGUAUGAAAUUAUGUUCAGCUUUUCAAGAUGUUAAUACCUGUAAUACAUGGAAUUGAAUGGCAAUUCCCUCAAUAUUCAGUAUUUUCUUUCUAGCAGAAACUUUUGAAUUUCUUUUUGUAAACUGUAUUCAGUGUACUCUGUACCCAUUCUCUUCAUACUGAGUUUGGGGCACUGGCCGAACAUUGCUUGACAGAUAGCUUGGAUCUGUAAGACGCGUACCACCAAAUAAAUGUACUAUAGACUGC